This is a messenger RNA of Seriola dumerili (greater amberjack), 1547 nucleotides long. RefSeq names its product ADP ribosylation factor like GTPase 2 binding protein (gene arl2bp). The record is from RefSeq and is a predicted model, not a curated record. NCBI's taxonomy places the organism in Eukaryota, Metazoa, Chordata, Actinopteri, Carangiformes, Carangidae. Gene Ontology annotation, biological process: positive regulation of tyrosine phosphorylation of STAT protein; maintenance of protein location in nucleus. The transcript has 7 exons. Gene Ontology annotation, cellular component: mitochondrial intermembrane space. Bases 60 to 599 code for a protein of 179 amino acids.
CUUGGUAACAACAUUACGUCCAAUAUUUACCAUCCGCGUCAACGACUCAUUGAAACGACAUGGACAUCCAGGAACGAAAUGUUCGGAGCUGUGGAGAGAACAUUGUAGAAAUGGUUGAUAUGGACGAAGAAAACUUUGCUAUUUCCAGUUCUUCUGCUGCUGAUGCCGCUUUUGAUGCUGUUAUUGGCUGCAUAGAGGACAUCAUCAUGGAGGAAGAGUUUCAGCAUCUUCAGCAGAGCUUCAUGGAGAAACACUACCUUGAGUUUGAUGACUCUGAUGAGAACAAACUCAGCUACACACCCAUCUUCAAUGAAUACGUUGACCUGCUGGAGAAACACCUGGAGCAGCAGCUGAUGGAGAGGAUCCCCGGCUUUAACAUGAACACUUUCACAGAGCUGCUCAUGCAGCACAAAGAGGAGGUCCCAGGUGACAUCUUUGACAUGCUGCUGACGUUCACUGACUUCAUGGCCUUCAAGGAGAUGUUUCUGGAAUACAAAGCUGAGAAGGAGGGCCGAGGUCUGGACCUGAGUCAGGGACUGGUGGUUACAUCUCUGAUUCCUGCUGCCUCCAAACACACCAGCUCCACUGAAUCACAGUGACACUCAAAAAGUCAAACACUUGAAUUGCCUCUUCCUUCAUGUGUUCAUGUAAAGUUUUAUCCAUGGGCCUUCAGAAAGUUGUCAGCUUGUGGUCAGUGGUGUUUGUGACUUUUUUACCCUGAUGGCGAGAUUCAGGAUGCACUCUUCGUCUAAAUAUAAAUCUACAGCCUGUGCACAAAUAGCCCCUAAUGGCAAAUUCAUAUAUGCAUUCCUGUGUUUUAUGUGGUGGGCGGGAUGGUAUUUGCAUUCAGGAGCCUCUCUGUAGUCAAAGAGUAAAGAUGGAAGGUUUUGACUUCUUUCUACUCCCCAACAAUUGCAUUGGACAUAUGACUACUUGAAAUAUUCACAUCUCUUGAACUGGGAUUUGAAAGUUCAAUUCGAUUUGAAUUGACUGAGGCCUAAUCCUAAUUUUACAACCAUCCUCUUAUUUACAUGCAAUCUUAUUAAGAUUAAGCAUUUAUGAGUUCUGCUUGGUUGAGGAGAAGGAUUCCAAUAUUCUGGUGCUUGUACAAGGCCAAUAUUUGUGAUUUCCUUCAUGAAAAGCAUCAACAGAUCCCUCAGUAAGUAGGGAAAGCAUUUGGUAUGAUUGAAUGUUUGACUCUGCUCUCUUUGCAUGGUAUGUUUUUUUCAGAAGGAAAGAAUGUAGCAGAACUAAUAUGUUUUUUGAAGUUUCAAAUUAAUUUGUUAGUUUGAAAACUAAUUGGAUUGAGUUUUGUGCCUGUGAAAGUGAUUUUUAAUGUAUAUAGUGAUUGUGUGUGCGUGUGCUUGUGUUCUGCGAUCAGAAAUAAGAUCUACAGUAUAGUUUUCAGUACAAUGUCAAAGUGUUUUCUACUUGUCUUGAUAUGGCAGUUUUAACUGUAAGAGUAUAUUUAUGUCACUGCUGAAGUACUGUUGAUGUCAAAUUUGUUUAGUAAAAAGAUAUUUUCAAAUAAACAGGUAAAAGCCUCA